Messenger RNA from Blastomyces dermatitidis ER-3, 7248 nucleotides. Its product is annotated as rRNA biogenesis protein RRP5. The coding region runs from base 77 to 5512 and encodes 1811 amino acids. Gene Ontology annotation, cellular component: nucleolus; small-subunit processome. The record is from RefSeq and is a predicted model, not a curated record. NCBI's taxonomy places the organism in Eukaryota, Fungi, Ascomycota, Eurotiomycetes, Onygenales, Ajellomycetaceae. The transcript is spliced from 3 exons. Gene Ontology annotation, molecular function: protein binding; RNA binding. Gene Ontology annotation, biological process: rRNA processing.
CGACGGUGUGUAAGUUGAUGGGGGAAACAAACAAUAACUAGCUGUGAGCAGUCAAUUGUUCCUGCCCAGUUCUGCCAUGAAGAUGGCUCCUGUCAAGCGCAAGGGUAAUGCCCCGGAUGAGUCAGGUUCUCGACAGCCACAGAAAAGAGUCAAGGUGGCCGAUGAUGCACAGCGCAAGGAUAUCAACAGCGGGAAAAAGUCAAAGAAGCCGGCGGAGAAGUCGAAAUAUUCUUCAGCCCCGCUCUCGAAAGCACCAGCUGUUUCUGUUUUGCGAGACGAGGAACCCGCAUUCCCCCGUGGUGGUGCAAGUGUUUUAACGCCGCUUGAGCAGAAGCAAAUCCAGAUCCAGGCAACUCGUGACGUUCUGUUCGAGCAGAAGGGGGCGCCUUUCCAGGGCCAUGCGGACGAUGAGGAUGAGAAAGAAAAGAAAUCUAGCAAGGUAUCCGGGGGCAAGUGUAAGAAAGGGAAGACAAAAGCCAAAAGGAAUACAGUCUCUGAGGCUCCUGCCAAGGAGGGAGUUCGCAUUGAAGGACUCAACUUUAAGCGCAUUGUCAUAGGAUCUAAAGUCCUUGGCCAAGUUUCUAGCAUCAAUGCCCAUGAUAUUGGCUUGUCACUUCCAAAUAAUCUAACUGGCUAUAUUCCGAUCACCGCAGUCUCGAGAACACUCCAGCAGAAGAUCGAGAAUCUUCUUAAGAGCAACCAAGAAGAAAAUGACAAUUCCGACGAUGAUGAGGAAGAGGAGGAGGAUCUGGAUUUGAACUCAUACUUCAAAUUGGGCCAAUAUCUACGAGCAUCCGUUUUGUCAACUGAAACCGAGGUGAAUCAUGGUAAAACAAAAGGGAAAAAACACAUCAGGCUUUCAGUGGACCCUAGAGAGGCUAACUCGGGACUUUCGAAAUCCGACCUGGUCGUUAAUGCCACUGUACAAGCCUCCGUACUUAGUGUAGAGGACCAUGGAUUGGUUAUGGAUCUCGGCUUGCAGGACGGCCAAACAAAAGGGUUCAUGUCUUCGAAAGAAAUACCCCAUGACCUCGAGGUAUCGCAAAUAAAGGAAGGCUCUGUUUUCCUCUGUGUCGUCACCGGGCAUAAUGCGGACGGUAGCGUCGUGAAGCUAUCCGCUAACCUACCAACUGCUGGCUCCAUUAAAAAAUCACACUUUUUGACAUCCGCGCCCACAAUCAACUCCUUCCUCCCCGGAACAGCGGCGGAAAUCCUCUUGACAGAAGUUACUUCGACUGGUAUGGCUGGAAAGAUCAUGGGAAUGCUGAACGCCGUUGUUGAUUUAGUCCAGUCUGGAACUACUACGGGAAAAGAAGAUAUUACCACCAAGUAUCACGUUGGUGCGAAAAUUAAAGGUCGACUCAUUUGCACAUUCCCCACUGUCGAGCCUAUGAAACUCGGAUUUUCCAUCUUGGACCACGUGGUCAAGUUCACGCCAACAGUUCUUGAACAGAAGCCUAGUUCUGAGGAUACCCCAGCCAUAUCUGCCAUCAUACCUGAAGUAAAGGUCACUAAAGUUGAACCAGGUUUGGGCGUCUACGUUCAGUUCAACGACAAGCACUACGGAUUCGCUCAUAUUUCCAGGCUCUCAGAUAACAAGGUUGACAGCAUAUCUGCCACGCAGGGCCCAUACAAAGUCGAUUCUACCCACGAGGCAAGGAUAGUCGGUUUCAGCGCGCUGGAUAAUCUCUAUCUUCUGUCUUUGGAAAGGAAGGUUAUCGACCAGCCUUUCCUUCGUCUUGAAGACGUUACAGUUGGCGCAGUGGUCAGGGGGAAGAUCGAGAAACUCCUCAUUGGAACCGAUGGAAUUAGCGGACUUAUUGUUUCUCUCGCGGAUGGCAUUUCCGGGUUGGUUGCGGGAAUGCACAUGUCGGAUACUAAACUGCAGCACCCAGAGAAGAAAUUCCGUGAGGGAGCACAGGUUUCCGCUAGGAUCCUUUCCGUGAAUUUGGACAAACGCCAGUUACGACUUACCUUGAAGAAGUCGUUGUUAAACAGCGAAUCCCCCGCGUGGAAGGACUAUAAUGGUAUCCUUCCAGGGAACCAAUCACCGGGAACCAUCAUCAGCAUCCAGUCUCACGGAGCAAUUGUUCAGUUCUAUGGCGAAGUUCGAGGGUUUCUUCCGGUUUCAGAAAUGAGCGAAGCGUAUAUCAAGGAUCCCGCCCAGCAUUUCAAUGUGGGGCAAGUUGUGAAUGUGCAUGCGCUAAAUGUUGACGUAGAGUUGCGGAAGCUGGUAGUGUCCUGCAAGGACCCGUCGUCAUUCACAGAAGCUUACAAAAGUGCAUUUGAGAAUAUCCACCCUGGAGACAUUGUUUCAGGCACCGUCUUUGAAAAAUCUAGUGAAGAUAUCCUCUUGAAGCUGGAGGACACUGGACUGGUUGCUAGGUUAAAUGCUGAACACGUCGCCGAUGGUCAAACUUCGAGAAAUGGCGUCGCGCUUGCCCGGAUCAGAGUCGGGCAAAAGCUUAAUGAGCUUUUGAUCCUCAAUAUACAGAAGGCUCAUCGGCUUAUCAAGGUCACUAAUAAGCCAAGCCUGAAACAAGCUCGUCAAAGAGGAGAAUUACCUGCUAGGUUUGAGGAUCUUAAGGAAGGGGCAAAGGUGACUGGGUUCGUGAAGAACAUCACUGUAGAUGGUUUGUUUGUGGAAUUCCUGGGAGGCAUUACCGGAUUUGCCCCAAAACGUCUCGUGGACGAUGACCACGUAAAUAAACCCGACUUCGGAUAUUUCCUAUCGCAACCAAUAUCCUUAAGUGUAGAGUCUAUCGAAGAUGAUCGCCAAAGGUUUAUCCUUAGAAUGAAGGAGCAAGUGAACAAACAACGUGCGUCCGACGGUGUUAAGCCCGCCAACAACGUCAACCAAUCAUCCAUUAAUCCAAUCGACGAGAACAUCAAAUCUUUGGACGAUUUGACAUUCGGUAGAGUCACCAAGGCGAAGGUUGUCUCCGUCAAGGAAACGCAGAUAAAUGUGCAACUUGCGGAAAACAUUCAAGGCAGGAUUGACGUUUCCGAGGUUUUUGAUAGUUGGGACGCCAUCAAGGAUCGCAAACAGCCGUUGAAAUACUUCAAAGCUAAGCAGAUAAUUCCUGUACGGGUCCUUGGUAUCCAUGAUGCCCGCAGUCACAAGUUCUUGCCAAUUAGCCACCGGACUGGGAAGUACCCAGUUUUCGAACUUUCAGCAAAACCCAGCUCUCUCCAAUCGACGGACCUCGAACCUCUCAGUCUUGAUAAAGUCAAAAUUGGAUCUUCAUGGGUAGGCUUCGUCAACAAUAUCGGCGAUGAUUGUCUUUGGAUAAAUAUUUCUCCGAACGUCCGUGGAAGGCUGAGGUUCACAGACCUUUCAGACGAUUUGUCUCUUGUAGGUGAUAUCGCGAAAAACUUCCCCGUUGGGUCUGCACUCAAGAUUCAUGUCACCGGGGUCGACGCAGAUAAGAAUCGUCUUGACCUUUCUGCUAGACACGGAGGGUUGCCAAAUAGAAAAUCGAUAUCGGACUUCUCAAAGGGCGAAAUAUUACUCGGACAGGUCACUAGGGUUACCGAACGCCAAGCCCUUGUGCAGUUGAGCAACUCAACGGUUGGUGCUAUCAAUUUGAUAGACAUGGCCGAUGACUUCUCGAAAGUGAACCCUGCAGAUUUCCACAAAAACGAAGUUAUCCGUGUAUGCAUUAUUGACAUUGACGUCCCUAACAAGAAGAUAUUGCUUUCCGUUCGACCUUCCAGGGUCCUUAGCUCAUCGUUACCUAUUCAAGACCCGGAAAUAAACUCGAUUAGCCAGUUAAAGGUUAAUGACAUCGUUCGUGGAUUUGUCCGGAGAGUUGCCAAUAAUGGCCUUUUUGUUACGCUGGGUCACGAUGUUACAGCUUACAUUCGAAUCUCAGAUCUCUCAGAUUCAUAUCUUAAAGAGUGGCAGAAUGAGUUCCAGGUCGACCAGCUUGUGCGUGGCAGGAUAAUUUUGGCAGACGCUGAAUCAAAUAAACUUCAGAUGAGUCUCAAGGAAUCGGUCCUUGAGCCAAAUUACAAGACGCCAAUCACAAUCAAAGACCUGAAGCGUGGCCAGAUCGUCACUGGGAAAGUCCGCAAUGUCGAAGAAUUUGGCGCUUUCAUUGUGAUUGAUGGGACUGCGAAUCUUAGCGGGCUCUGCCAUCGAACGGAGAUGGCAGAGGGGAAAGUGGAGGAUGCAAGAAAGGUCUUUGAGAAGGGUGACAUUGUCAAGGCUAAGAUCAUCAAGAUCGACCUUAAUAAAGAGCGCAUUUCUUUAGGACUGAAGGCCUCGUAUUUCAAAGAUAGCGAUGACGAAUCGAAUGAUGAAAGUGCUGACGAUGUGAGCGAGGAAAAUAUGAGCGAAAGCGAGGACGAUGGUGGCAUGGAUCUUGAGCUUGAAUCUGGUGAUGACAUUUCAAUGGGAGGAGUCGAUAUGGAGGAUGCCAUGAGUGAUGCCAGUGAUGAGGAUGUGCAAAUGGCCGGAACCGAAGACCCAGCUGUCAAGGGAGGUCUAGUCACUUCGGGAUUUGACUGGAACGGAAACACCACUACUGGUGCUGGUGAGGGCAAUGAUUCCGGCUCAGAAUCCGAUGAUCAGACAGUUACGAAGAAGAAACGUCGGAAGCCGGAGAUUCAAGUUGAUAGGACGGGUGACCUUGAUGCCAAUGGCCCACAAUCUAUUGCAGAUUACGAGCGUCUCUUACUCGGUGAACCCGACUCGAGUUUGCUUUGGCUGAAAUAUAUGGCCUUCCAACUUGAACUCAGCGAGGUUGACAAGGCCCGAGAAAUCGCGGAACGAGCGCUUCGAUCAAUCAGCAUCGGCCAAGAUACGGAAAAAUUCAACAUUUGGGUUGCCAUGCUCAACUUGGAGAAUACGUUUGGAAACGAUGACACACUUGAAGAUGUUUUCAAGCGUGCUUGUCAAUACAACGACCCACAAGAGAUCCACGAACGGCUGACUAGCAUAUAUAUUCAAUCUGGAAAGAAUGAUAAAGCCGACGAGCUCUUCCAAGCAACUCUCAAGAAAAAAUUCACCCAAUCGCCAAACAUCUACCUCAACUUCGCUACCUUCCUCUUCGACACUCUUGCUGAACCUGAGCGGGCACGCGCACUCCUCCCGCGCGCCAUCCAGGCUCUCCCUGCCCACACUCACGUCGACAUCACGUCCAAAUUUGGCCAGCUGGAAUUCCGCUCUCCAAACGGAGACAUUGAACGUGGACGAACGAUAUUUGAAGGUCUCCUUUCUUCGUUCCCCAAGCGCGUUGACCUGUGGAAUGUGCUUCUUGACCUGGAAAUCAAGAGCGGUGAGGUGGAGCAGGUGAGGAGGCUAUUUGAAAGAGUUCUGGGUCUGGGUCAUGGCAUUGCGGCGGAUGGGACUAAGACUGUGUCGAAGAAGUUGAAGGAUAAGCAGGCCAAGUUCUUUUUCAAGAAGUGGCUCACAUUUGAGGAGAAGGCUGGUGAUGGGAAUGAGAAGAUGGUGGAUGAGGUUAAGGCCAGGGCUGCUGAGUAUGUGAAGGCUGUUAAGGAGGGAUAGGUUGGGGUUGGAUGGGCAUAUAGUGGUGAGAGUUGAUGAGUUGAACUUGAUCUUUUCUUUCUACAUUUGUCGCUUGUGAUACCUAUGUAUAUUCGGAUCUCAGGGGAUGGAGAUUCCAAUAGUAUUUUAAAAAAGUUAGCUCUGUUUUCGCAUUUCAAGGCGUUUCUUCUAUAUAGAAAAUCUUUCACGUGCAUAUAAAUAUGCAAUAUUACAACCCUGACUGUUCAAGGUUUUGCAAAAUCUGCCGCUGGCAAUGAAGCCAGCCAUGUUCUAAUCAAUAACAAUGUGGUUUGGCAUAGCCCAUUAAAUUUAACAAAUGACCACACAAUACCAGUGCGUGAAACAAAAAGGUAUUUCUAUCCUCUUCUCUUCUCUGCCAUGAUCCUCCUAUACUCAUCUACAAUACUCUGCCUCUGCUCUGCCAGCUCCUCCCUGGCCCGCAAACUCCCCGCUGCUGAAGGAACAUUGGCAACAUUGACCCUUGCACCACCCAUCCCUCUCACCUUGAACUUCUCCUUCGGCUUCGUCAACUGCUCAGGAGGCGCUUGCACAACCUCAAGUGGGUUAGCAGGUUGCAUAGCCUUCGCUUUGCGAUUAAGCUUAGCCCACGGAUCAUCGUCAUCGUCAUUGUCGGUGACGGCGUUAGCAUCACUGCCAUCGCCACCCGAUGCACCACUGCUUUUCCCACUCUUCUUUUUCUUCUUUUUCUUCUUAUUCUUAGAAGUCUUCGUUUUCUUCGUCAAUCCAGCUUCGGCCUCCCACGCCUUCCACUGCUCAUUGACCUCUUCCUCCUCCGCCUCCCUUUCUUCACGCUCAGCCUCUUCCCGCUCUCUAAUCCGCGCUUCCUCCUCCCUCCAUCCCCGCUGUAGCCGUAGAAGCCGCCUCUCGUGUUUCGUCUGUCUAUGUUCUCGCAGGUUCUUUAGCGCGGGAUCUUUGCUUAUGCUUGAUGAGCCCGAUUUCCUCGAGAUGCCGGAGAGGGGGAGGGCUUGGUUGACUCGCGCGGAGAAAUCGGCCAUGCGUUCGCCGGGGAGGAUUUUAGGGAUAGUCGAGAGUGGCGGGGGAGGAACUGGAGGCUGUGGUACAGAGUUGGAUUUUGUACUAUUGCCCACCCCCUUCGAUGUCAUCCCCGUUUCCUUGGCAAUACUCGAGCCGCCUUCCUGUUCUCCCCUUCUCCGCUUUUUGCUGGGCUUUGUUCCGUCAUCUUCUAUACUUGGUCGUGUGCGUGGACCCGUUCCAGAAGUAGCUUUUUGGAACUGGUUCAUCAUGCGCAGAAAGGCUUUGGGGGUGUCAUCCUUGAAGGCGUCCUGGGCGGACUUUUUCGACUUGCGUUUUUUGUUGUUGGAGGAUUCUUUGUUGUCUGCAUCUCUGGAUUUUGCUGGGAGAGGCUUUGCGAUUUUCGUCGGUGGAAGGUCGAAGUGCUCGCUAUGAGUAUUAAUCGCGCUUGAAUUAGACUGGAAGACUGCAUAGAAAUGGGGGGUAAUUCCCUGACUAGCUGGGGUACUUACGAGUCAUCCCUACGCCGCCGCUUGUGCUUGUGAGGCAUUGUUGUUUGGUGUCCUUCCUCUCUGCAAUAUAUAGCUGUCUCUACCUCGUUGAAGUUGAGAAGAAUCAUGUAUAAUUAUCGCAGAGAAAAAAACAUCGGCGUGGUAUUUUUGGUAAUUUAGAUACCAUCUUAGAUACGUGUAUUUUAUAAAUCGAUACAACUUUCCUGAUUGGGCAGUCUGUUUGGGUCUAAC